Molecule: messenger RNA, 1606 nt
Organism: Oppiella nova
Lineage: Eukaryota; Metazoa; Arthropoda; Arachnida; Sarcoptiformes; Oppiidae
Source: the annotation of a GenBank genome assembly
AUGUCGGCCAAAGACAUGGACACUAAGCUGACGGACAGCAAGACGUUGUCGACAAUUAUCUGGUCGUAUAUACUGUCACUCAAAGACCCGAAUCUGGUCUCAAAGUUUCAAAACUAUUUCGGUGUUCGAGUGGUUAGUAAUGAUAACUCAAACUCAAGACAAUUGACCGCAAACUCAACGAACCUCUUGAACGGUUCGACCACUGAUUUAAGUGAUACCGAAGACAAGACAUGUACACAAAGACAUCGCCGGGAGUUGAGCUCGAGUUCUGUGUACAGCACGUCUGCCACCGACAAUACCUCCGAAGAUGAGAGUUAUGGGAAGAGUAUGUCGUAUGUGAUCGACAAUAAGUUUUGGUACUAUUUGUUCAGUUUUGGUGCGAGUCUUGGAUACGAGACCUUUUACGCCAGUUUUUUCCCCAUUUGGUUCUGGAAUAUAGACAGCGCUGUGGGCCGGCGUCUGGUCCUCGUGUGGGUCAUCGUUAUGUACAUCGGACAGGCACUCAAGGAUGUCGUCAAAUGGCCCCGACCUCAGUCACCACCCGUCGUAGUACUGGAGCCCGAGUAUGCCGUCGAGUACGGCAUGCCUUCCACUCACGCUAUGGUUGGGUCCGCACUUCCCUUCUGUCUCAUCAUAUUUACGUUAAACAGAUAUGAAGUAGACGUCAAACACGACCGCAAUGACAUAAUAGCGGGUCUGCUAUUGACAGCACUUCUCAUGAUAAUAAUCAUUCCAUUGGUUGAUGCCAUCGAUCAGUUCCAUCUGACGAGUCCUUAUUCGCCAUUCAUUACAAUACCUCUGAUUGUAUUCUUAGCCACCAUUUACCCCAAGUCUGACAGAUGGUCUCCAGCCAGAGGGGACACAUGUAUUAUAAUGGGCGCCGGAUCUGGUAUUUUGUUGGGCUCGUGGCUUAACUUCCAAUUAGGCAUAUAUAAAGGCCCCGCACUUCCCCCUCCAUUCCCUAUAUUAUGGCCCGGAUAUGGUGUCAUAGGACUGUCUGUUUUGCGCCUAUCGAUUGGCAUAUUAUGUAUCGUGGCCGCGCGAGCCAUCGGUAAAGUAUUGGUGUUCUCUCUGUUGUGUUAUAUCCGAAAUCUCGACCCAAGAGAUCCUAAGAAUAAAAUCAGAGUCUCAGUAGAGGUUCCGUGUAAAGUGAUCACAUAUAUGGCAAUGGGUCUCACCAUCACUUACUUGUCUCCUGUAGUCUUCAGGUUUCUUAACAUUGAAAGAGUGACUAUGUUUACAGAAAUCUGAAAUUUGUUAUCUUAUGUUAAAGUUUAUUAAGUGAUCACAUUUUUCUAUUGUACUUGAUUAGCUAUGAAACAAAUACUUUUUUAUUUAAACAAAUUUAUUCAACCGACACUACACUUAAAUAUAACAAAAUACCAAAUAUAAUAGUUAUACAGUAUUUGAUAUUAAAUUUAAUAUAAGCCUUAACUUAGCGAUUCUUUAAGUGAAAUUAGAGUAUAAGUGCCAUUAGAAUAACCAAAACUAUAAGACUAACAAGCAAAAUUAUUUAAAGCAAAUCCAAUAAAUUCCUUAAAAAGGCUUAAUUUUGCACUCAAUGUAAAAAUCUGUUAUCAAUCGAUGUUAUAUAAGUUAUCCAAAG